Molecule: messenger RNA, 3172 nt
Organism: Alligator mississippiensis (American alligator)
Lineage: Eukaryota; Metazoa; Chordata; Crocodylia; Alligatoridae
Gene: GLRA2
Product: glycine receptor alpha 2
Exons: 9
Coding region: 604-1962 (452 amino acids)
Biological process (GO): signal transduction; chloride transmembrane transport; nervous system process
Cellular component (GO): neuron projection; postsynaptic membrane; plasma membrane
Molecular function (GO): glycine binding; extracellularly glycine-gated chloride channel activity; transmembrane signaling receptor activity
Source: RefSeq, a predicted model, not a curated record
GCUUUUUCUCCAGCCAACAGCAAUCAUUCCCCAGCAAUAUUUAUAGCUCACUGCCAAAUGCAAAGAGAGAAAAGAGAUUAAAAAAAAAAGCCCCCAUCAACCCAACAAUCCCACAACGACUCAAGAGAGACUGAUUUUUCCAAAGCAAAAGGGAAAUAAAACAGUACCCACAGCAGAGACUCCUCUAGCGUGGCAGCUUCUUUCCCUUUUGCAGGAUGCUCUUAAGAUAGCAGGGUUUCUUGGCUCUUUUUUACCCCUCUUCUUCUAUUCCUUUCUCUCUCUCUUCCCCCCACCCUUUUUUUUUUCUUUUCGAGCAUUCAGUUAAAACAGCCCAGGAAGGACCGGAUCUGAUGCUUCCUCUCAUUUCUGUUGACUGCUGGGGAUGAAUCUGGGUCUAACCUGACCAUGAUUCCAAGGACUGGCACUUCUGAAUUUUUCCCCCCAAUUUGUAAAUAUCCAGAUCUUCUCUUUCCUAUUUUCAAGGCACAUAAAUUAUUGCUGUAUUUGGGAAUCUAGGCAGCAUCGAGGUACUUUUCUUUUCCUGAAUCUCUCUGGAAUCUUUUCUGGGAUAUUUUCCAUAAAUCAUCACAGAAAACAGGAGGAAUGAACCGGCAGCUAGUGAAUAUUUUGACAGCCUUGUUUGCAUUUUUCUUUGAGACAAACCACUUCAGGGCGGCUUUCUGUAAAGAACAUGAUUCAAGAUCUGGAAAAUCCCCCUCACAGACCCUGUCUCCUUCAGAUUUUUUGGACAAAUUGAUGGGAAGGACUUCAGGGUAUGAUGCAAGAAUCAGACCAAAUUUUAAAGGUCCUCCAGUAAACGUUACUUGCAAUAUUUUUAUCAACAGUUUUGGAUCAGUCACAGAAACCACAAUGGACUACAGAGUGAACAUUUUUUUGAGACAGCAAUGGAAUGACUCACGUCUGGCUUACAGCGAAUACCCUGAUGAUUCCUUGGAUUUGGAUCCAUCCAUGUUGGACUCUAUUUGGAAGCCUGAUUUGUUCUUUGCCAAUGAGAAAGGUGCAAACUUCCAUGAUGUUACAACAGACAACAAGCUGCUGAGGAUUUCUAAAACGGGGAAAGUUCUCUACAGUAUCAGGCUAACUUUAACCCUUUCCUGUCCCAUGGACUUGAAGAAUUUUCCUAUGGAUGUGCAGACUUGCACAAUGCAACUAGAAAGCUUUGGUUACACUAUGAAUGACCUGAUAUUUGAGUGGCUAAGUGAUGGUCCAGUACAAGUUGCAGAAGGUUUAACUCUGCCACAGUUUAUUUUGAAAGAAGAUAAGGAACUUGGUUACUGCACAAAACAUUACAACACUGGAAAGUUUACAUGCAUUGAAGUCAAGUUUCAUUUGGAGCGUCAGAUGGGAUACUAUUUAAUCCAGAUGUACAUUCCUAGCCUGCUGAUCGUCAUUUUGUCUUGGGUUUCUUUCUGGAUCAACAUGGAUGCUGCUCCAGCCAGAGUCGCUCUGGGCAUCACUACAGUGUUGACAAUGACCACUCAGAGUUCAGGCUCCAGAGCUUCUCUUCCAAAAGUUUCCUAUGUAAAAGCUAUUGACAUCUGGAUGGCAGUGUGCCUUCUCUUUGUGUUCGCUGCAUUAUUGGAGUAUGCAGCAGUCAACUUUGUUUCAAGGCAGCACAAGGAGUUUUUGAGGCUUCGAAGAAGGCAAAAGAGACAAAACAAGGAAGAUGAUGUUACUCGUGACAGUCGAUUCAAUUUUGGUGGCUAUGGAAUGGGUCACUGUUUACAAGUUAAAGAUGGCACUGCAGUCAAGGCUACACCUCCCAACCCUCCUCCAGCACCACCAAAAGAUUCAGAUUCCAUCAAAAAGAAAUUUGUUGAUCGUGCAAAACGGAUUGAUACAAUAUCGCGGGCUGCAUUCCCACUAGCCUUCCUCAUUUUCAACAUCUUUUACUGGAUAACAUACAAAAUCAUUCGGCAUGAGGACAUUCACAAGAAAUAGGCAACUUUGAGCUUCUGGGACCUUUUAGCCAAAGUGUUUUGCUUUGUAAAUAAAUGUGAAAUGUCUUUCUGUCAUUUGGACUGAGAGGUUGUCCCUCCCCCUUCCCUACCAUGAUGCUGAAGAGAAGAGGAAGGGGAAAAAAAGUAAUAUCAUAAAAAAUGUGCUUGACUGAACAAAACAAGAUGUUGUAAGACAAUGUAAUAAGGAUCUCCUUAUGUACUCUCAGUAUUGUUCUUCCAUUCUGCAUUGAUCAGACAUUCUUAAAGAAGGCUAAAUUUUACCCAACUUUGUCACUAAGUUAGUAUGUUAAUAAAAUAUCAACCAACCAACCAACCUAAAACACCAACUAUGGGACUGUAGUGGCUACAGUGCAGUGAGAUAUAAGAGGACCAAACUUUUUCAGGAUAAUGCUGCCUUUCUAUUUGAAACAAGUCUACUGAGCUACAUUCCAUUGAUGUGUCUGUAGUUAGUGGUUCACCAAGAAGUCCUUUUGUGGGUUGUAAAUUAUUUCUACUAACAGGGGAAAACAAAAUUUAUACUUGAUUAUCCUGUGGGUGUGUAUUUUAAUAUUAUCUUGCUUUACUAGAAACGUAAUUUAGGGGUUGAACUUGUGUAUUGUGUAGUUUAUUUGAUAGCUAACACUCAUAGAAACCAGUGAAACUACCCAUUUUCUUUUUGUUCAAAGACAGUGCACUUAUUUCAUUUGAUUUCUGAUGUUUUUACAUGCAACUUGAGGUGCCAAACUGUAUUUUUCCUAUUGUGCUACCCUGUACCACACUACUUAUUAAGAUUUCAUUUCCUAUAUGGUGUAGCUCAGUUUAGCAUUGACUUUCUAUUAACGCUCUCAUUUUAGCUGCAAUUGAUAGCUCUAUAGGUAAACACAACAUGUUUACAGACCUCGACUUUAUAUCUUUACUCAAAGUGGCUAUCAUUUUAAAUAUCAUCAACUAACCUAAGAAUUUUAAAACUGUACUGUGAUUUUCAUAACCUGUUACCUUUUGCUGCCAGAGCUACAUGAUUCAAAUCCUUGCUAAAUGUUUUCAAGUUGAAAAAGGUAUUUUUGCUUACACUGAAGAGACAACCUGUAAGAUAAAACAAAACAACAAGAAACAUUAAAAUUUUACACUUGCUGUAAAAGGGUUUACUAAAAAAAAAAAGGUAUUUGUUCAAUUUCAAUAAAGCUAAGUGUGCUACUAAUUCUCCUUUUUAA